AUGUGGAGGGCUCCAUCAGGUCUUUAUCUACCCAAGCCUCAUGGUGCUCGGCGAGGCUGGUCGGGUGCCAGACAGCCUGGGAAUAGACAAGACUCAGUUGCUGAAUCUCCAGUGCCUCCAUAUAGUCCUCUACUGUUGGAGAUUGAUAAUACCAAACUCAAAAGAUCCAAGGAAUGCCCCCAAAUUAUAUCCUGCAAGUAUAGCCCUGUAACUGAAGGCUGCCAGCUAAAACCGGAUCGGGGGGAGUACUUUCACGAUCCUAAUACAGCCAGGUAUCCUUCUUAUCCAAGGCAGAGUCCGGACUACAAUAUCACCAAUAUCAAUAUAGUAACCUGCUCCAGUACUUUCGGAAACCUCGUCCGGUUCGCUCGAGGCAUGGACAAAGACUUCAGGUUCAUAAUAGAAACGGCUGGAGAUAGCAUAUACUUUAUCCGAAGGAAGAAUUCGCCCAACGAUCUGAUCCUAAAUGUCCAUGGCUACGGACAUAUAUUCCUUGAUGAAAAUACAACAUGGGGACCGGGACUUGCUGGUUCUGAAUUAUACCAGCAAAUAAUCAAGUAUACCUUUGGAGGCCUAGACCUUCUCCUUCGAUUUGAAUCAGAUAGUUAUAUUCCAAAGCAGUCCCCGGAGAUGUCAUCCAGUAACCUACAUGCAAGCAGGGGCAUCUUGACUGGGGAUAUAGACUCUGAUAUUAAUAGCUUGAUAGCAAGGCUUCAAGAAGACCACAGUCCUGAUCCUGUUAAAGAUCCUGGAAAACUUACAAUUCAGGAAGCUGGGCGACGGGUCGACCAGCGCGAUAUCAUUAAUAUUAAAACUCGGUCAAUGGUUGACUUCAAGACAAAGGCCAUCAAAAAAAAAAUUAAUAUAACCGACCUGACCCCUCAUCUGUGGGUAUCCCAGAUCCCGAUCCUUAUCAUAGCCUAUCACAACCGCGGACUGUUCGAGGAGAUCCGGGUACAGGACAUGCGAGAUAAAAUUAUUCAGUGGAAACAAGAAAAUGAAGAAAUGCUGAGACGGGCGGCUUGGCUGCUCCACGAGCUGGUACAUUAUACAAAAAGUUCAAUAACUAGGCUGGAAGUCUGUCGAUCUGGUGCAGGCCCUAUCCAAAUACAACAAGUCACAGGUGAUAGUCCUAUGGCUCUAGCGCCGGAAAUGAAAGCAAAGUUGACAGGAAGAGUCAGUCCGGACGUAUCCAACCACAGAUGCAUUUCAUCGCGUGGCGAUAACUUUUCUGACCGACGGCUUGGCUUCGAUAGUUCAGAUCCGGAGUCUGAGUCUGAUGCGAGGGACUAG
Molecule: messenger RNA, 1293 nt
Organism: Aspergillus vadensis CBS 113365
Lineage: Eukaryota; Fungi; Ascomycota; Eurotiomycetes; Eurotiales; Aspergillaceae
Product: geranylgeranyl pyrophosphate synthetase
Exons: 3
Coding region: 1-1293 (430 amino acids)
Source: RefSeq, a predicted model, not a curated record